This is a messenger RNA of Anopheles bellator, 1622 nucleotides long. RefSeq lists its product as uncharacterized. Gene Ontology annotation, molecular function: protein binding. The transcript has 5 exons. The record is from RefSeq and is a predicted model, not a curated record. Bases 73 to 1545 code for a protein of 490 amino acids. Lineage: Eukaryota; Metazoa; Arthropoda; Insecta; Diptera; Culicidae.
GGAACUAGCCCCCAUUGCCAUCGGUCGUUUCAGUUUUAAACAAUUCUACGCAGCAAACAUUCGCGGGACAAUAUGAACUUAAAUGAUUUGCCCGAUGAAGUUUUAUGCACUAUUUUCGACCAUCUCGAUCUAUACGAGUUGAAGCUAGCUUCCUCCGUAUGUCGGCGAUGGUCGCACCUUACAUUUUCGGGCCGAAGGAUGGACCGUGUGUGGCUGGUGAUUCGUCAUUCCAAUUGUGACUUUUUGUGCAACACAAAAAGAGAGUAUCGCAACGUUCGUCUAACGAGGUUUUUUAUGCGAACCGAUCAUCUUGAAAGUGCAUUACCGUUACUGCUCACGUUAAUGUUGCACGUUCGAAUGUUGGAUCUUCAAUGUGAUGUUACUACCGAGCAAUCACGAUUGAUUCUGCUGGAAGCUCCAGAACUACAGCAUUUGUCGAUGCAGUUUGACUUGAGGCUAGUGCUAACUGGAAACUGCAAAAUGAAUGGACCGUUUCCGGUUUUACCGAAGCUAAAAUCGCUGGUGUUAGUUGGGUCUCAAUUUUACUUCUUCCCUAGCAAACUCAAUACCCCCAAUUUACAAUGUCUAAACAUGAGUUGCUCGACAGAUCUGGAACUGGAAGCAUGGAAAUACUUCAGUGGACAGUUGAAGCUCGUUCGUGUGGAUGUUUUGAAUGGAGAUUUUUUGCAGCCCCUUCUUAAGCUAACGUUCCCACUGCUAGAGGACUUGUCCGUGAAGUCAGUCUUUGAUUCGGUCCAAGUGCUGAUGAGUUCAAGCGUAGCUGAUGGUUUUUUUCGAAGGCACCCCUUCCUUCGACGACUCUCUAUCAUCACUAGUCCGUUUAUUCCGGUAGCAUGGGUUGAAUCUAUUAGUCAGCACUGUCCUGAGCUGACGUAUCUGAACCUUUUUCUAGAGAGUCCGAACGAAGGAUUGUUGGAGUCGUUGGUGCAUCUAAAAAAGUUUAAGCACCUUUCAUUAGAAGGAGAAGUGUAUAGAAAAAUUCUUCGUGGAGUUAUGACGUCGCUCGAAACAGUUAGAUUGCGUAUGAGUUAUCCUGAAGUUCUACUCAAGAACCUUUUCGAAGUUGUGCCACAAUUGAGCUGUUUGCAAAUCACGUAUCGCAUAUCUUGCGAUGAAUUACAGUUCAUCUGCGAGAGGUUUUCUUGUCUUCGACGCUUAGAACUAGUCUUCGGUUAUCAGUUCCUGGAAGAACCAGUAGCCGACGAUUUUGUGCGAUUCGAUAAAUUGUUGCACUUACAGGAGCUUAAACUAUCGGGCAAGAUUAAAAUUCGAUCCAUUCAUCCCAACAACGUUCGGAGCUUGACAUUGUACAGUCCUUCGAGCAUAUUUACAUAUUCUACGGACAUAACGAAUGAUGAUCUUUACGAGAUACCGGAAAAGUUCUCUUUGGUGAAGCGAUUGAUCCUCGAGAACUGCUCGGUGUCUUUGGAUGCGGUCGAACGGCUACACAAAUUGAUGCCCUCGUGUAGAAUCGACUAUGAGGACGAACGCUUCUAUCCCAUUGACGAUGUGACUGCGGACUGAAAGACGUUGCGGACCGGAAAUAAGGUGCAACUUCGGAAGGAGAUGAAAUUUUGUGAUUUGAUUCAAAUAAAAAGCCA